UUGAAUAAAGGUGUUCAUUUUGCAUCCCAAUCUGAUGUGGUAAUUUCUCCCUUUUUAUUGUCGUGGUGUCAGCGCUAGGUUCGUUCCCUGCCACAUAGGAAUUUUUAGGCCAAAACUGGGUCACGCAUCGACAGUUUAGGACUAUAGCUGUAGUGAUUUUUGCAAUUUGAACUGGCUGAUUCAUCGCUCCAUCAGCGUUAGCGACACACAGGUAACGCUUUGAUAGCCUCACGUAUAGUACGAUACGAUGACGCAGUCAGCGGAAGCGCCCGCACAGUUGCGCAGUUUGAGUCGGUACGAGACUCCCGAAUCCUUCCUAGAGUGGAAGCGUAGUUUAAUGAUGAAUUUGUGUUCAUAUACUGAUUUUUUGCCUUUUCUAUCGGAGAGUAUUUCAUGGCAAAGGAAGUCGAAGGCAAAUACCGUACGGGGUUUUGUUGACGAUUCCUUUGACGUUGCUGGCGGUAAGACAGCCGCUCAGAAAGUUGUGGUUUUGGAACUCAUGCUGGGGCAAAUUUCAGCUUCUUGCCCGAUUAUCGCCAGAGGUUCUAUUGUAAAUAAGUCCACUUCACUUGCAGACAUAUGGGAUCUUGUUUGCAUACAUUUUGGUUUCGACAGACAAAUGCUAGCUAAUGACAAUUACCAAUAUCAUGUCAGUCAAACUCAAAGUCUUGAUUGUUGUGAAGAUGAGUUGAGUGACAAUGAAUUGAGACAUGCAGGACGUGAGAAAAAUAAUGUCAGUGAGUUGAGAUGUGAUGAAGGAAGUGAUGAAAAUAAACACGAAGACAACGUCAAUGAUAAUGAGUUCAGAUGUAAUGAUCGAAUUAGAAGUGAUCAGAAUAAACAUGAAGUCAAUGUGUUCAGAUGUGAUAAAAAUAAACAUGAAGACAAUGAUAAUGAGUUGAGAUUCAAUGAAGGAUGUGAUGAAAAUAAACAUGAAGACAAUGUGAAUGAUAAUGAGUUGAGAUGUGAUGAUCAAGGAGGUGAUGAAAAUAAACAUGAAGACAAUGUCAAUGUGUUCACAUGUGAUGAAAGAAGUGAUACAGAUGAAGACAAUGAUGAGUUGAGAUGUGAUGAAAAUAAACAUGAAGUCAAUGAUAAUGAGUUGACACGUAAUGAAGAAAGUGAUGAAAAUAAACAUGAAGACAAUGUCAAGGAUAAUGAAUUGAGCUUCGAAGGUGGUAUCUCCUAUCGUGAAGUUGAUGACAUUGCUUUGCUAGAAGAUGGAAGAAGUAGUCAUGACGUGUUUCAUUAUGAGUGUAACAUUGGAGUGACAGAUGUAGUUGAUUGGAGUAGGCCUAUUCACACUAGCGAUACUUCGAGGUUUGGUGUUGAGAUGGAUGGGUCUAUAUCAUUCUUGGAUUUAGGUUUUCUGAACCUUGUUACACAGUAUGAUAGUCUUGAUGAUUGCGCUGCCAACAACUCAGCAGUGCAUGUUGCUCGUCGUAAUGAUCAUGGGUCUCACAAUGAUUUGAUGUGUAAUCCGGGUAUUCCUCCCGAUGAUGAUUGUUCAUCGGAGCCUGAUUGUUUCCAAGGUCAUGAACUCACUGUUGGACUGGGAUGUGAUCCCCCUUCACUUGAUAUGUUAUCAGGCACUUGCACACUUGGUGCGAGUAAAGAUCAGUUGAAUUUCUGUGUUGAUGUUGAUAGCAGUGUUCGCUAUGUUGGUUCAUCAGAGAGAGAUGAAACGUGCAAAGACUUGUCAGUUAUCCCUGGCAGUACUCCUGGUUUCCAGAUUGUGCCAACUUCUACUUCCAUCGACGGGGCUGAUAGGCUCUUACGCUCUGAUACACUGUUCACUCAUCACUCGCCCGAACAGUGCAUCCACCAUUCACAUACAAGCGCUCGUUUUCGAUUCACACAUUCGAAUGAUAGGCUAGCCGUUCUCGAUCUCGCUAUCGGCCAAACUAACCAUACCUCCGUUCGGUUCGCAUGUUCGAAUGAUAGAAUAGCCGUUCUCGAUCUCGCUAUCGGCCAAACUAACAAUACCGUGACCUCCGUUCGGUUCGCAUGUUCGAAUGAUAGAAUAGCCGAUCUUACUAUCAGCCAAGCUAGCAGUACCUCCGUUGCCAUGACAACACAUCAACUGCGCCUGUAUAUGCUCAAGCCAUCGUCUCGCAUUCAGUUAUCUCCAGAUAACCCAACUCGAGCCAUUGAUCCAGGUGCUGAUCGGAAGUUCACCAUGGACUGCUUUGAGCAAAGUACCAUCCCUGAUCUACAUCAGGAUCCACCACAUUCUCUUCAGCUUGAGGAUGCCCUGGUCUCCCAAGGACGCCCCCCAGAUGUCCAUCUUUGCCAGCAUGAUGUUGCUCACUCCAACUCCUUUGUGAUUGAUGUCAUAGCAACCACUGUCCAGGAUGAGGAAUUCCAUUGUCCCCUAGACCGGCACCAUGAUGUCUCCACCUACCAGCCUGCGAGGGAUGACGCCUCUGAUGUGAUCCCUAGCCUGGGUACAGUUCUUAUGGGUACCGACAUCUCGGCUCCCAUGGGUCGACCCCCUGACGUUCAGCGUGUUCGCGAUGUCUCCACUUCAUGCAGCAGUGGACCUGCCCGAGAUUGUCAUCACACCACCCUCAAGAUGGGCCCUACUACAGGAAUUUUGAUGGCCUCACUACAACUCGCCUAUGGACUUUCGCGAUCUUGGUUCUACACGUCCGCUGCUCUCUAUAGUCCUCCAGUGAUUCAGAGCAGCGUCAGUUGCCCAGACAUAGGCCCAGCCAUAGGUCCAGACAUAGGUUCAGACAUAGGUUCAGGCAUGGGUCACUAUGCACCGGAUGUUACCUCACUACCCUCGGCCCCACCUUACCCCUGGCCUGUCCCCUGCAUCAGUGUUUUCUAGUUCGCAGCAGCAGCCAGUUAUGUCACAUUGCAUUCUACGCCGCAAUAUCUGUUGAACUAUUUUUCCAGCGUUAGACUGCUGUACCUUUCAUUUGGACAUUCACAGUUAACUGACUAUAUUGAUGACUAAUUUCUUGUCGAUUUGUAUUCUUUGUCUUUAUAUCUUUAUGACAGUGUUUUUAUUGUUUAUGUAUCAUGUUUUAUCAAUGCCUUGACCAUAUGGUCAGUUCUUAUCUAACAGUUACUUAUGUUACAGUAUGCCUUUAGUUGUAAGCGGAUGAUUUAAUUUUUGUACAGUUACUUCAAUUGGUUGUCGUUUUUUUGUAACUAUUUGUAUUAUUUCUUACCAAUAGCCAAUUUUGUACAAUGUUGUACAUGCAGGUUUUUUUUUGGACUUCCCACUGAACAGUGAAGUUAUGCUACAUUUUUUAUCUGAAUAUUAAUUGUGCUAAUUCCAUUUGGAGGAUACUACUUGUUACACCGCAUGCUUAUUGAAUAAGGGAAUUUUUAUGCUUUUGUUUGAUACCGACGGUAUAGAUUCCUUCUCUAUGCUGCGAUUUUUGGAAAGUAGUUAAUGGUUUUGAAAAUACAUGUAUUUGAUCACGCUUUGUGAUUUCGUGAUGCGGUCGCCCUUUUGUGCAUAAUUUUGUCGUGUUUUGCAGAUUUUUUUUACAACUUAAUUGUUGUUAUUACAGUUCCAGGUUUUUAUCCUUACAGUUUACAAGGAAUUUUCUUGUUUUUAGGUUAUUACACAUUACAGGGUGAUUGGUUUAUUUUUAACUUAGGAAGGGAAUAGUGUAUGUAGUGGUUAGGUUAUGAUAAGUGCAUGAGAUUGUUCAAUGUAGAUGAAGAGGUUAAAGGAGACAGUUUUAGAUGACCUGGUAAAUUAAGGGUUUAAAUUUAGGUUGCAGUUAGCUACAAUGUAUGUCUUAUUUUUAUUAUGCUUUGCUAGUUAUUUAGAGGUACUUUUACAAAUCAUCAUUUCUUUACACAAAUGAAGAGAAUAACUUGUGUUUGAUAUUCAUUAGUUUAAUGGUUUGUGUAAAUGUCAUGGUACUGUCAUAUGUCAUUGUGAGUAAAUGUUGGUUGAUAUUGCAAUACCUUACUGAUUGAAGUGUUAAUAUAUUUUAGUCAGCUAGCUUUUGAUAAAUCCUUUGUCGUACAUGUACUCGCUUAUAAUUCAAUAAGAAGUUGAUGAGCAAAAGAGCAUUGUGUGUUUAAUAUUGAUGUCUUUAAAUAUACAUGAUGGUUUCAUUGUGUAACUGGCACUUCAAGUUGUAUAUCUGAUUAAUAAUGCAUGUAUGCCUUCUUGAUUUUAACAUGGUUAGGUUAUGUAGUUCUGCUGUUUGUCAUGUUUAAGGCUAUACAUGCAAUACGUCCUUAAUUGUUUAUAGUUUUAUAUCGGAUUUCUUUUGAAGUGAUUUACAUGAUUUUGUUCAGGAAUUGAUUAUUGAUCUACAGGUUUGAUCAUCUCAGAAUGUUGUGCUUACAUUGUUUAGUGGUGCACAUUGUUUUUAUAGUUUACAUUCCAAAGAUGAAGAAGGAAGAAAGAAGAAUGUAUCACGCCAAUAUUUGUGUUUGGUUACUUUGAAGCAACCGUAUGAUUGUGUAAAUAUUAGCCGGCAUGUUCAGCCUAGGCCUUGUUGAAUAAAGGUGUUCAUUUUGCAUCCCAAUCUGAUGUGGUAAUUUCUCCCUUUUUAUUGUCG
Molecule: messenger RNA, 4541 nt
Organism: Lytechinus pictus (painted urchin)
Lineage: Eukaryota; Metazoa; Echinodermata; Echinoidea; Temnopleuroida; Toxopneustidae
Exons: 2
Coding region: 248-2836 (862 amino acids)
Source: RefSeq, a predicted model, not a curated record